AAGGUUGUGUACAAAUGUUACACUUUGAACUGAUAAGCCGUAAAACAUUUGUCACAGGUCUAAACAAGCGUGUUCAAUGCGUUCCAAAGCUGAGGUGUUACAAGUUUCUUUUGAGGUUGAGUACGGAGGAGAACUGAGAGUCGAUCAUAUCUAGCGAUUAUUUUAUGAUUAUUUUAUGCUGAGACAUGUUGAAGGGAGCGAGAGUAGUGUUCUCGCAGCUUUUACUGUGUGGCUUUCUAUGCGAAGGUUCUACAGAUCCUGACUGCAGACAGUACAAAACAUGUACAGAAUGCAUCUUGGGUAGUCCAGAGUGCAGUUGGUGUGAAGACCGCGAUUAUCACUAUUUAGAUCAACCGAGAAGGAGAUGCGACCUUCAUAGCAACCAUCAACAGAAUAAAUGCCGAAAGAUCUCUAAUCCAGGAUCAGGAUCUACAGUUCAUUCGAACAACGAGCCAGACGGUGACCGUGAUGUCAAAGUUUCUCCUCAGAAUGUAACACUACGUCUUAGACCAGGAAUUUCCACGGCUAUCACAGUAAAUGUCCACACCCCAAGGAACUUCCCAGUUGAUUUGUAUUACUUGACGGACGUAUCGAGGUCUAUCAAAAAGGAAUCAAUAAAAUCACUUGGACACCUGUUAGCGGAUGAGAUUUCAAAUCUAACUUCAAGGUUUCGUCUUGGACUUGGUGCAUUUGUUGACAAGCCCACAGCUCCAUAUAUGGACACAGAUCCCGUGAUGGUUGCUGCGCCUGACCCAAAUAAUGGGAAUUCCACUCCGACGUUUGGUUAUCAUAAUGUGUUGCCGCUGAACAAGAAUACAUCUUACUUUCAGGACGCUAUUGAAAAACUGAUGGCUUCCGGAAAUGUUGACAAUCCCGAGGGAGGUUUGGAGGCUCUCGUUCAGGUGGCUGCAUGUGAAAAGGAGAUCGGUUGGCAAAGUAAAGAGGAUGCACGAAGGGUAGUGGUGCUAACGACUGAUGCAGCUUAUCACUCUGCUGGAGACGGUCUGCUUGGCGGAGUCGUUAUUCCUAACGAUGGUCUUUGCCAUUUGGACGGCGAAGAAUACAGUGCUUCAUUGCUCAUGGAUUAUCCAUCUCCAGGACUGGUCCGUGAUGUUUUACUUGAGUCGCAAGUAGUUCCAAUUUUCGCUGUCGCAUCCAAGGAAAAACAAGUGUAUGAACAACUAGCAAACUUUUUAGGUAACGAAACCUACGCCGAGACAGGGGAGCUUUUAGAGGACUCGUCAAACAUUGUGCGUGUGAUUGGCGAAGCGUAUAAGAAAAUCGCCCGCACAGUGACGAUACGAGAUACUAAUUCUGCCGGGCUCAUCCUUCGGUACACUGCAGUCUGUCCCAAGGGUGAAAUUUACGAAGACACGAGAACUUGCACAGGCGUAGAAUUAGGAGAUACGGUAUCUUUCAAGAUAUCAGUCUCGAUGGCCAACUGCACGGACGAUUUGCCUUCAAACUUUUCCAUCAAAACUCCUUACGGACAAGUUUUUUUGAAGCUAUCUUAUGUGUGCAGUUGUGACUGUGAAGCAGAAGAAAUUCUGGAACCCAAUAGCACAAUUUGCAAUCACAGGGGAUCGUUAAAGUGUGGAAUGUGUUCUUGUGAAGAUGGAUGGGCAGGUGAAUAUUGUUCGUGCACAGAGGAGGAAGAGCGAAAAAAUUGUCAAAGCAAUAAUGGCGACGUGUGCAGUGGUCAAGGAUCAUGCAGUUGUGGCAAAUGUUACUGUGAGGACACCAAGGAUCCCAAAGGAUUAAUCUAUGGUGAAACCUGCGAGUGCAACAAUUUGAAUUGUCCAAAGGAUCCUGAAAAUGAGGAGAUGUGUGGAGGAUCGGAGCGAGGAGAUUGUGAUUGCGGCCAAUGUAAGUGUAAAGAAAACUGGAGUGGACCUUCGUGUAGCUGCAGCAAGGACUUGGACGGUUGUAUCAAGAAUGGGGUCCUUUGUGGCGGUCGAGGGACCUGCAAAUGUGGAACCUGCGUAUGUAAUGCUUCUUUGCCCUACAGGGGACCUUUCUGUGAUGAGUGUCUUAGUUGUAUAGGAAACUGUGAAGCUAAUAGACCAUGCGUGCAAUGUCGAAUGUUCGGUACAGGGGAACUAGUGGGAGAGGAUUGCAAAGCUAAAUGUAAAGACUUUAGAAUCACCGCAGUAGACGAGUUAACAUCUGACAUGGGCAAACAGUGUCGAUUCCGAGACGAAGAUGACUGUUAUUUUGGGUUUGCCUACACGGUAAGAGCAGAUGGACAGUUGGAGAUUUAUACACAGAGGAAUAAAGACUGUCCAUCAGAGAUGAAGGCCCUGUUGGUGAUUCUAGGCGUGAUAGGAGCCGUUCUCGCUGUUGCCUUAGCUCUCUUGCUGAUAUGGAGAGUGUUAGCAACGGUACAGGACCGGCGAGCAUUUGCCAAAUUUGAAAAGGAACAACAGAAAGCAAAAUGUGUCAUGGCUGAAAAUCCGAUCUUUAAGCCAACAACCACGACCUUUAUGAAUCCUAUGUAUGGAGUGAAAACAUGAAGUUGGAAAUGGCACUGACAAAGACUCCAAUGGGAGUUUCUUGGGGAGGCACUUCUCACGAGACCUCAGUGUAGCUGGCGGACAGGUUGGACACAGGAUUGGUCAGAACGGUUGUGACAAAAAAAAAUUCCAAUUGUAAAAUCACACUGAAGAUUUGAAACCGUCAUCUAUUUACUCUUCAAAUCAAAAAUUUUAGACUCAGUUCCGGUCAAUUCAGUAACAGUAAUGUAACUCUCUCUAUGAUAACUCUAUCAGGAGACACUUUUAUCAUCGCUCUGACGAAGGACUGACGCUCAAAACGUCAGCCUUUUAACUCUUUAGGGUGGCCAAUUUACGUUUUCAACUCAGUUGAUAACAAUAGCUUACACUUUUCUUAUUUGUCUCGUGUGCGAGUUAAACACUGUUUGAAGAACUUUCACAAGAGGACAAGAGCUCGAGCGAAAAGGUGCAUGUGGCCAUGACGAAGAAUGAAUAAGCGAGUGACGCACUCCAAAAUACAGAUUGAUUUGGAGUGCGUUUUUCUUGGAGGAACUCCGUAUUUUUGUAUCAAUUAAUAUACGAAACAAGAAAUAGAAAUAGUUAAAGGAUCCGAUGAG
Messenger RNA from Pocillopora verrucosa, 3109 nucleotides. RefSeq names its product integrin beta-3. Gene Ontology annotation, biological process: cell-matrix adhesion; cell adhesion mediated by integrin; integrin-mediated signaling pathway. Gene Ontology annotation, cellular component: cell surface; focal adhesion; integrin complex. NCBI's taxonomy places the organism in Eukaryota, Metazoa, Cnidaria, Anthozoa, Scleractinia, Pocilloporidae. Gene Ontology annotation, molecular function: integrin binding. The record is from RefSeq and is a predicted model, not a curated record.